AUGGGGUCUUCUGUAGAUUGUCGUGAUGACUCAAAUCCUGUGACUUGUUCUUUUGCUAAGGAUAUUGAGUCUUAUGCUCUUUAUCAGGAUACAAAUAAUACAAUCCAAAACUCUGUGGAGCCUCUACCAUUACUCAGCUGCUUGCUUCGGCCGGCCACACCCACACUAGCAGUAGAUGAAAAUCAUGAGACGGCCGGCAAUGAAGACGGGAAAAACGUCACCGUAGCAUUACACUUACACAUUGGGCUGCCUAAUAGUUCGAAUUGCUCCACGUACACGAAACAAAACGAUAUGAUGAGAGACAAAAAUGCUGUGGAUACCCAGUAUUGGAUACCGACUCCUGCACAGAUACUCAUGGGCUACACCUAUUUUUCGUGUCACCUCUGCAAGAAAACCUUCAACCGCUACAACAACCUUCAGAUGCACAUGUGGGGACAUGGGUCGCAGUAUCGUAAAGGAGCAGAGUCACUGAGGGGAGCUUAUCAGCCCAGAGGCAGAGGCAGCAUGUUGAGUAUCCCUUGCUACUGCUGUGCAGAGGGAUGCAAAAAUAACAUAAGUUACCCAAAGGGAAAGCCCCUCAAAGGCUUCAGAACGUUGCAAACCCACUAUAAGAGGAAGCACGGGAUGAAACCCUUUAUGUGUCGCAAGUGUGGCAAAUCCUUGGCUGUCAAAGGUGACUGGAGAACCCAUGAGAAGAAUUGUGGCAAGCUUUGGCUUUGUGUUUGUGGUUCUGAUUUUAAACACAAGAGGUCGCUCAAGGAUCACAUCAGAGCAUUUGGCUCCGGUCAUGAGCCUUUUCCUACUUCAUCAAUUGGUGAUGCUCUGUUGAAUAAAACCUUUACCCGUACUUGAUCAUUGAUUUCAAUUAAAUAAUGAUAUGAGGUUUCUCUAGCUAGUAAUUAAUCUACUACUUAGACUCAUUAGCUAGCUAUAUUCUAGUAAGGCAGACCUAUUCUAGCCGCGA
This is a messenger RNA of Nelumbo nucifera (sacred lotus), 964 nucleotides long. RefSeq names its product protein TRANSPARENT TESTA 1-like. The record is from RefSeq and is a predicted model, not a curated record. Lineage: Eukaryota; Viridiplantae; Streptophyta; Magnoliopsida; Proteales; Nelumbonaceae. Gene Ontology annotation, molecular function: DNA-binding transcription factor activity. Gene Ontology annotation, cellular component: nucleus. Gene Ontology annotation, biological process: anatomical structure development; regulation of gene expression.